GUGGGAUUUCAGCCAGCACGUGCACGCUCCUCCUUUUCAGACAAUCACCUUGAAGCUCAAUUCCAACAUUGAAGUAAAAAUGUUGACCCAGGAUCGUAUUUUUCUGACAUACACAAGAGAGAAGGAGAAGGAGAGUAACAUUCAAUGUUGGGUCUAAACUGAUGUUAAAAGACCCUGACAGUCUCUCCCAGCUGCUGUCAAGGACUGCUGACGCUGAGUGCUACCUCUGUUCAAAACAUCUUCAAAUCAGCAUUCUUUUGAAUAACAUCAGAGACUUAUUAAGGAUCUCACACAGUUCCCAUAGCACUAUUAAGACAAUGCAAGAGUAUGUAAAGCAGCUGCAGAAGUCACUUGGCUACAUUACUGGACUUACUAGCAAACUGUCAGAUUCUGCUGAAAAGCAAAAAAAUAAAUCAAUACAACAAACUGUGACCACUGUGAAGAAAAAGCCUCACAGGACAGCAUCGCUGAAAACUGAAUGUAAUGUCGUGGAAAAUAAGAAAGACAGGCGAAAAGGCAAUGGCAAGUAG
Molecule: messenger RNA, 530 nt
Organism: Staurois parvus
Lineage: Eukaryota; Metazoa; Chordata; Amphibia; Anura; Ranidae
Source: the annotation of a GenBank genome assembly